Molecule: messenger RNA, 1254 nt
Organism: Pocillopora verrucosa
Lineage: Eukaryota; Metazoa; Cnidaria; Anthozoa; Scleractinia; Pocilloporidae
Product: dynein axonemal assembly factor 10
Molecular function (GO): ubiquitin binding
Source: RefSeq, a predicted model, not a curated record
UGGUUCGUGUUUGCUCUGGUUCGCAACCAUGGUGGAUAAACCUAAGAUUAUAGAGCACGUUACUAAAUCUUUAGAUUACACAUUAUUCGAUGCACGAUGGAUCCCUUGCAGUGCACGAUUUGUAGUUCUUGGAAACUUUGCGCGUGGAACAGGAGCUUUGCAAAUAUACGAAGUUUCGAAGGGGGAACUGAAACUUUUGAAAAAUGAAGAGAAGAGGACAGCACUAAAAUGUGGAACAUUUGGAGCCUCAAGUUUACAACAGAGAUAUCUUGCAACAGGAGACUUUGAUGGGAAAAUGAUGAUUUGGAAUCUUGAAAACACAGAGAGGCCAGUUUAUUCUGUGAAAGCUCACUCACAGAUUGUGAAUACUAUUGAUGGUGUGGGGGGUCUGGGAAUUGGUGAGGGAGCACCAGAGAUUGUCACUGGGAGUAGGGAUGGAUCUGUAAAAGUUUGGGAUCCUCGUCAGAAGGACAAACCUGUGGCCAACAUGGCACCAGCUGAAGGUGAAGAGGGACGUGACUGUUGGUGUGUGGCAUUUGGAGAUGCUUACAAUACAGAAGAACGUUCAGUUGUAGCAGGCUACGACAAUGGUGAUAUAAAGAUGUUUGAUCUUAAAAAGAUGACUGUCCGAUGGGAGACAAAUGUUAAAAAUGGGGUUUGUGGAAUUGAAUUUGAUAGAAAAGAUAUCAUGAUGAACAAGCUAGUGGCUACCACAUUAGAAUCAAAAUUUCACGUGUUUGAUGUAAGAACACAACAUCCUGAGAAAGGAUUUGCUUCUCUCUCUGAGAAGGCUCACAAGUCUACAGUUUGGUGUGUCAGACAUCUGCCACAAAACCGUGAAAUUUUCAUGACCUGUGGUGGGUCUGGGUCCCUUAAUCUCUGGAAAUACUCAUAUCCAGACCAGCGGGUGACAAAAGAUGCAAAAGACUUGGAUAUGGGUGUUAUGGGUUCUGUAUCAAUGUUGCAAAAUGCCAGUCUGUCAACUCAACCAAUCACUUCCUUUGACUGGAGUCCAGAUAAGGAAGGGCUUUGUGUGUGUACGGCACUUGACCAGAGUUUAAGAGUCAUUAUUGUAACAAAACUCAAGACUGUGUGACAUCACUACUAGCACCUACCCUCCUCAUGAUCACCCAUCACAUAUUUUUAUUUAUAAGAAGUUCAAACUGUAUCACAAUAUUCCAUGUAAAUAUAUUUUGUAGAGGUUCUUGGCUGUGGACUGAUACAUGUAAUAAAAUUAUUUGCAGCUUUUUGAAA